Messenger RNA from Rhodamnia argentea, 811 nucleotides. RefSeq lists its product as uncharacterized. Bases 285 to 632 code for a protein of 115 amino acids. The record is from RefSeq and is a predicted model, not a curated record. Lineage: Eukaryota; Viridiplantae; Streptophyta; Magnoliopsida; Myrtales; Myrtaceae. The transcript is spliced from 4 exons.
AAUGUCCUCUUCGUUUUGACUUCUGGGAAAUUUCUAUCUCAACUUGCGAGUGACACGUGGAUCGAUCCCAUUGGGGGUGGGAACCGAGCGACGGUUUUUUCGGUUAUGCAGAGGGAAAAUUCUUCGAUUUCAAAACGCGCACACGAUCCACUUUCUUCUUCCUUCCCUAUGUCUCUGCAAGUGCACUCUGGUAGCACCCUCUCUCUCUCUCUCUCUCUCUCUCUCUCUCUUCUGUGACUCCAUAGUCUUCAGGACGUUGAUUCAGGAGAAUUGUGUCGGCAUCCAUGGAGGAUCGGCAGGACAGGCAGAGCGAUGAGGCCACGCUGAUGGGACAAGAUGGGCAUGGCCAUGAAAAGGAAAAGGGCGUGAAGAUUCUCACCGAUGAGGGGGAUUUCUCCUUGCUGGAACCCGCGGCGUCCCCAGGAUUCUCCCCGCGGCCCUUCGACAAGCCCCUCCCGUGCUUCGGUUGUGGCAUCGGUUGGUUCUCGUUUCUCCUGGGGUUUGUGUUCCCUCCAUUCUGGUACUAUGCUACGGUUCUCUACUUUGGCAAUCACCAUCUCAAAGACCCAAGGGAAAGGGCUGGACUAGCCGCAUCUGCAAUUGCAGUAAGGAAGCAAAUCCAUAAGCUUUGAUCUCAACAGUGGCUAUCCUGAUUUCUCUGCUCACGGUGUUCUUUCCGCGCGCCUUUCAGCGACACUGAUUAGGACAAGGAAUAGAAGCUGUGGACACCCACAUCAGACUCGACUGGCAAGUGGCCGACGAGUGGAUUAUUAUUGGAAAGCUUGAAUUUUUUUUAAUCCUUUCAUAUCAA